Molecule: messenger RNA, 1036 nt
Organism: Miniopterus natalensis
Lineage: Eukaryota; Metazoa; Chordata; Mammalia; Chiroptera; Miniopteridae
Gene: DNAAF19
Product: dynein axonemal assembly factor 19
Biological process (GO): determination of left/right symmetry; inner dynein arm assembly; epithelial cilium movement involved in extracellular fluid movement
Cellular component (GO): outer dynein arm
Source: RefSeq, a predicted model, not a curated record
AUGGAAAGGAAUGACAUCAUUGACUUCAAAGCUUUGGAGAAAGAGCUGCAGGCUGCACUUACUGCUGAUGAGAAGUACCAGCGGGAGAAUGCUGCCAAGUUACGGGCAGUGGAGCAGAGGGUGGCUUCCUAUGAGGAGUUCAGGGGUAUUGUCCUUGCAUCACAUCUGAAGCCACUGGAGCGGAAAGACAAGAUAGGAGAAAAGAGGACUGUGCCCUGGAACUGUCACUCUACUCCAGGAAGGACAUCUCAGGAUGAAACCACCGAAAUCUCCCAGGAAAAAACAAUCCUGCAGCCUAAGACCUCAGCAGAGUUUUACCGUGAUUGGCGGCGAUACUUGCGGAGCGGGCCAGAGCGCUACCAGGCCCUGCUGCAGCUCGGAGGUCCCAAGCUGGGCCACCUCUUCCAGAUGGAUGUGGGAUUUGGACUACUAGGGGAGCUGCUGGUGGCACUGGCUGAUCACGUGAAGCCUGCUGACCGGCUGGUGGUGCUGGGGAUCUUGCGCAGCCUGGCCAGCACUGGGCGCUUUGCCCUGAACCUAAGCCUGAUGAGCCACGCAGAGAGAGCGAGCUGCAGGGGCUUGUUUCAGAAGCUGCAGGCCAUGGGCACCCCCAGACCCAUGAAGGAAGGGCUCAGCCAGGAGGAACAGGGUCUGCAAGAGCAGCCUGGUGGGCUCCAGGAGGAGGAGAUACUCCUACAAGAACUGCUAGCACUGUACCAAGUGGAUUGAUGGGACCAGUUAUCUUCAGAGGCCCCCACUGGUUACUGGUGGCAUAUUUUGGUUGCCUUGGGGGCACUUCAGGACUAAUAAGCCCAUGCCUAAUUCCCUUCUCAACUUGGAAUCUUCAGAACAAAAGCUAGAAUCAAAUCUUCCCCUCUUCUCUAGUCCCUUGGUGGCUUGAUAUUCUGAACUGUGUAGAUCCAUAGGAUGGUCAAGCACCCAGAAAGUUAAAAGAGCUUUGCGCCCUAGCCAGUUUGGCUCAGUGGUUAGAGUGUCGACCCAUAGAUGAAGGGUCCUGGAUUUGAUUCCAGCCAAG